This is a messenger RNA of Ctenocephalides felis (cat flea), 468 nucleotides long. RefSeq names its product ATP synthase subunit g, mitochondrial (gene ATPsynG). Lineage: Eukaryota; Metazoa; Arthropoda; Insecta; Siphonaptera; Pulicidae. The record is from RefSeq and is a predicted model, not a curated record. Gene Ontology annotation, molecular function: proton transmembrane transporter activity. Gene Ontology annotation, biological process: proton motive force-driven ATP synthesis. The coding region runs from base 121 to 420 and encodes 99 amino acids. The transcript has 2 exons.
AAACUUGGCAGCACUGUCUGUCUAUGGGAUCGUGUUUCUGACGAUUGUAAUUCUGUUGUCAAUUCAGGAAGGGUUUUCUAGUCGAUAUUUAUUGUUGCAGGAACUCCAAAGUGAAACACAAUGGCAAAAUUAGUGACUCAAGGAGCAGGACUAAUAUCCACUGCAAUUGCUACCGCUCGUCCAAAAGUUUUUCUGUUUUUGAAAUACGCUAAAGUGGAACUAACUCCACCUACUCCAGGAGAUAUUCCUCAAAUAACCGCUGGACUGAAACGCCUUGUUCAAUCUGCUAAAACUGGGGGCUACAAAAAUCUAACUGUUCGACAGGCAUGGUUGAAUACUCUGGUUGGAGCUGAAGUUCUUUUCUGGUUUUAUAUCGGGGAGUGCAUAGGAAAACGUCACCUUGUUGGUUACAAUGUUUAAAUUUUGUGAAAAAUAUUAUAUAACAGUAAAUAUAUACUAGAUACCAUA